Molecule: messenger RNA, 3345 nt
Organism: Lates calcarifer (barramundi perch)
Lineage: Eukaryota; Metazoa; Chordata; Actinopteri; Centropomidae
Gene: gata5
Product: GATA binding protein 5
Biological process (GO): cardiac muscle tissue development; positive regulation of transcription by RNA polymerase II; negative regulation of transcription by RNA polymerase II
Cellular component (GO): nucleus
Molecular function (GO): zinc ion binding; DNA-binding transcription factor activity, RNA polymerase II-specific; RNA polymerase II cis-regulatory region sequence-specific DNA binding
Source: RefSeq, a predicted model, not a curated record
GGGGCCCUCCUUCCCUCCCUCCCCACCGUCCUGCCUCCCUCCCUCCUUCCCUCUCUCCCCACCUAGGCCUACCUCGGAGCGGCGGACUGCGUCACGUGUUUUUCUCCCGUACAAAUUUUCCAGUAGGGGAGCGAAUAGGAGCACACCCAUAUCAGCAAUUAUCAGCGACAGUAACUAUCUCCAGAUAUACCGACAGGAAGAGGAACGCUGCAGUCGUCUCGGACCAGAAAAAACAACUUUGGUCUCAUUUAUCUCCGGACAGUGCGCGCAACUUUUACGCAUUAAAGCGGCGGAUAUUUGGAGAGGCUCCGCGCUGCUCCCUCUCCUGCCUGUAUCUGUGGAGUGACAAAGUUUGCCCGCUGCACUCUUCUGUUGAGGUUUGGACGGCUAAAGGACUGGACUGCUUUAUCACCCGACCGUCCUUAUCUGGACAGGAAUCUCCACAAGAUUUUUAUUGAGCCCUCUGUUCAAAAAGGCACAAAAAUAUUACUUAAGAGGGUGGAAGAGCGUGGGCCGCAUCGCCUCCACAGGACCAGCCUGAAAAACCAUCCAUAUAUUUUAACAGAAUACAAGAGUGUUGAAAAUGUAUCAAAGCCUGGCCUUGUCCUCAAACCAGUCCCCUUACGCGCAUGACACCGGGAAUUACAUCCAUCCCUCAGCCAGCUCUCCGGUCUACGUCCCUACCACCAGAGUCCCAGCCAUGCUGCCCACCCUGUCCUACCUGCAGACGUGCGACUCGCCCCACCAGUCCCACGGCCUCGGCGGGCAUCACGGCUGGCCCCAGACCGGCACGGACGGCUCCUCCUUCACGCCCAGCAGCCCUCACCCUCACCAUGGCUUCUCCUACUCGCACAGCCCGCCCGUCAGCAGCAACACCGGCCGGGAUGGAACCUAUCAGAGCCCGCUGGUUCUCGGAAACGGCGCUCGAGCGGAUCAGUACGGAGGUGCUCUGGUGCGCUCGGUCGGAGGCUCCUACUCCAGCCCCUACGCUUACGUGAGCCCGGAGAUGGCGACGUCCUCUUGGACGCCAGGACCCUUCGAAAGCGGAGUGAUCAGUCUGCAGGGUCGACAGGGCGGUCUGUCUGGUAGAAGGUCCAGUCUGGACCUGCUGGACGACAUGCCCACUGAGGGCAGAGAGUGCGUCAACUGCGGAUCCGUGUCCACGCCGCUGUGGCGCAGAGACGGCACCGGACACUACCUGUGUAACGCCUGCGGCCUCUACCACAAGAUGAACGGCAUCAACAGGCCGCUCAUCAAACCACAGAAACGACUGCAGACCACGCCCCGCCGAGCUGGCCUGUGCUGCACCAACUGCCACACCAGCACCACCACACUGUGGAGGCGCAACGCAGAGGGAGAACCUGUCUGUAAUGCCUGUGGCCUAUACAUGAAACUGCAUGGGGUGCCUAGACCUCUGGCCAUGAAGAAAGAGAGCAUUCAAACCAGGAAGCGCAAACCCAAGAUGCCCAAGAAUAAAACAUCCACAGGAGGAUCCACCACCUCUGACACCAGCUCCCCAACCUCCCUCUCAGUCUCAGAACACGCCUCCACCAUAAAGAGUGAACCCAACAUGGCCCCCUCACCCUACGCCGGACAGACGGUCACAUCCGCCUCUCAGACAGUUUCUCAGAUAGACAGCACAGGAUCAGGACAUGUGGAAAUUAAAUAUGAGGAUUAUCCCUUUACCCCAACCUCCAUGGGUCCACAGAACUCCUGGUGUGCCCUGUCUCAAGCUUGAGCAGCCUCGACCCUCAGGACUGCCAUACUGACAAUACAAAACUCAUUUCGGCUCACUUAGGCAUGGAGGCCGUCUCUCCAUCCUGCAGCUAUUCCUUGUGAUUCUGGAGCUGUGGAGGAACAGUGUUGCAUAAGCAUCAAAUGGGGCUCAAGCAGUAUCUGAUCAUUUGCUGGCCAUAUAAUAUACUGUACUGUGUCACACUGGCCCUGUACCUGACAGGCUCAACACAGCUCACCAGGACCACACUUUAAUUCAACAAGGACACAGGGUACCUGGACAGCAGUUUUACAAAAGAGGAUGAGUGUGUAUUAUCCCCAGCACAGUGACUCAACAGCUCAGCCAGAGCAAAGAACACAGGUGAACUCAGCAGGCCACAUUUCCUCAGCACAACAACAAGAACUACCUACUAAAAGAAAUGUCGAUUGUUGGAGAAACACUACACCAAAUAUACCAAUGCAAAGACAAUCAAGUGGAAUGUAAAAAUGCUAACUCAUUUUUGUAGUGCAUAAGCAAUUUUCUUGUUAGCUUUCAUCACUGCCAUUGCUUUCUGUGGUGUUUUUAAAGAACAUAAUGAGAACACUUAGAGCAUUUUAUCGUUAUCACAGAAAGAAAACUGUAAAAUGAACAGAAAAUACCUUUUUUAUUGCUGUUGAACAUGUCUCAUUACCAACAUGUAGAUGAUUAACUUUUAUAGACACAUUAUUUAUGUUGAGAUAAGGACAGUUAAAAGUCAUGGUGGACACUAAAACCAGCCAGUUAUAAUCCACUGCUCACUGUUGUUGAAUGGCUGCUGUGUUGUAUGAUUCUAAGCUAUGACACUUAGAUUAAAUGCGUGAUUUGUUUUUACGAGAUACAACAGCUAUUAAAUGCAUCUUGUAAAAUCUGCGAGAAAAUCAAAACCAGUCGUUUUGAUUCUGACAUCAUGACUACAGGAGUUUAUUAUUUUACUGUUUGACAUUAAUUAAAGUGCAAUGACUCAAUUUUUCUUUCUAGAAAUUGAAGGCAAAACACAAAGAGUGAGAAAUUAUUCAAAACAUAUUAAUCUAAUUUUACUGUCUGUAUUUUGCCAAUAUGUAAGGGAAUUUUAUCAUUAUACUGUUCUUAAAAACUCUGUUUUCUCUUUUUUCAGUGCUCUUCAGAAUCUGUUCAGGAUAAUAAACUGAUUCACAUUUUAUAUAACUGAUUUAUGAAAAUGUGUUUGAUUUUCUGGUGACCCCCACAAAGAGUUUCAGUGUACUUGAGAUGAUGAUCUUGCUUCUUCUGUUAAGUGAUAGAUUUUCAUGUCAUAAAUCAUUAGUUCCCAGUCUUUAUUAUCAUCAUCACCUCCCAAAUAUUUUCUUAUGAAUGGAUUACGAAUGACUGGAUGUCAUUCAAUACUGUUAAUUAGAUAAAAAUAAAUAGUGGUAGAUUGACUUGUUGAUGUUUAGCCUGCUUUAGUCAGGUUUGCAUUUUUACUAUGACUUGGGGUGACUGAAGCUGAAACAUUCAAUCGUUCAUUGACUGCUUUAGCUUUUUAUUCCAAUUGUUAGCUUUUGAAAGUUUCAGCCAAUUUUUCUGUCUUAGUUUUGAAUCUCAAACUCUUGCAACAACACGUACCACUAAAUUUU